AUGUUCACGUUCUGCCCCCUGCAGGGGGCGCGGUCUGAGUCGACAGCCUCGCAGUCGCUGCUGGAGCUCGAUGGCGGCGUCAAGGUGCUCGUCGACGUCGGCUGGGACGAGUCGUUUGACGCCGAGAAGCUGCGCGAGCUCGAGAAGCAGGUGCCGACCAUUUCGCUGGUGCUGCUGACCCAUGCCACCGUGUCGCACAUCGCCGCCUUCGCCUACUGCUGCAAGAACUUCCCCCUGUUUGCGCGCAUCCCUAUUUUUGCCACGAGACCCGUCAUCGACCUCGGCCGCACCCUGCUGCAAGACCUGUACGCAUCGACGCCGCUCGCCGCGGCCAUCAUCCCCCGCACGUCUCUGACCGAAGUCGCCUACUCCUACGAGCAGUCCACCGCCGCCGAGCACAGCCGGUUCUUGCUGCCGGCGCCGACGCCCGACGAGAUCACGCGCUACUUUUCCCUCAUCCGCGAGCUCAAGUACUCGCAGCCACACCAGCCGCAGGCCCCGCCCAACCUGCCGCCGCUCAACGGCCUGACCAUUACCGCAUACAAUGCCGGCCGCACGUUGGGCGGCACCCUGUGGCACAUCCAGCUCGGCCUCGAGUCGAUCGUCUACGGCGUGGACUGGGGCCAGUACAAGGAGAACGUGUUUGCGGGCGCUGCGUGGAUCGGUGGUGCCCAUGGCGGCGGGUCGGAGGUCAUGGAACAGCUGCGUAAGCCGACAGCGCUCGUGUCCAGCAGCCGCACGCCGCAGGUGGACCGCCCGGGGCUGCGGGACGAGCAUCUGCUCGAGACCAUUCGCACCUGCGUCGUGCGCGGCGGCACCGUGCUGAUCCCUGUGGACUCGACGGCGCGGAUUCUCGAGCUCGCCUACUUCUUGGAGCACGCCUGGCGCCACGCGGCGGCGGCGGGCGGCGCGUCCGGCGACGAGAACCUGUCGCGGUCCAAACUGUACCUGGCCGGACGCACGUCCGGCAGCCUGGUGCGGCACGCGCGGACGCUCCUUGAAUGGAUGAACGACAGCAUCGUGCAGGAAUUCGAAGCCGUGGCCGACGGCGCCAAGCAGGCGAAUGGCCGCGGCGGCAGUGGUGUUGGUGACGACGGCAAGACCAAAGAGGCUGGUCCGUUUGAUUUUCGACACAUGCGGCUUCUCGAGCGACGAUCGCAAGUGGACCGCGUUCUCAGCCAGCCUCCAGCAUCCGGCGGCGGCAAGGUCAUUCUCGCCAGCGACGCCUCGCUUGAAUGGGGCUUUUCCAAGGAGAUUUUACGGAGAAUCGCCGACGACCCACAAAACCUGGUUGUCCUGACAGACGUGCCAGGCCGCCUGGCCGACGACCGGCCGCCCUCUGUGGCGCGCACGCUCUGGGAGUGGUGGCGCGAUGGCAGCAACCCCAACGCCGAGGACGCUGGCGACCGACUCGUCCACGGCGCUGGCCGCCCGCUCGAGUUCCGCGACACUCGCAAGGUGGCUCUUGAAGGUGCCGAGCUCGCGCUCUACCAGCAGUGGCUCGCCACGCAGCGCCAGCUGCAGGCCACGCAGCUCUCCACAACCGGCAGCGGUGGCCUCGGCGCCAGUCUACUCGGUGAAGGCGGCACGGGCCAUUUAGGGGGUGGCAUGGCGGCCUUGCUCGAGGACGGCGCCGACGACGUCUCGUCGGAAUCGUCGUCGGACUCGGACGACGAGUCGGACGGCGACCGCCAGGGCAAGGUGCUCAACGUGUCGACGACGAUUGGCCAGGCCAGCCGCAAAAAGGUGGUGUUGCGUGACGAGGACCUGGGCGUGACCAUUCUCAUUAAACGCAAGGGCCACUACGACUUUGAUGUGCGCGGCAAGAAGGGCCGCGAGCGCAUCUUCCCCGUGCCGGUGCGCCGCAAACGCAACGACGACUUUGGCGAGCUGAUUCGGCCGGACGAGUACCUGCGUGAGGAGGAGCGCGAAGAAGAGGCGGCCCACGAGGCCACCAGCGGCAGGAACAGCGACGGAGCGACACUGCUCCCCGAGAUGCUCGGCCGGAAGCGGAAGUGGGACGACGUCGGUGUCUCCACAGGACGUGGCCAGGGCGACAACAAGCGACCGAAUCUGGACAACAGCAACCGCAACGGACACCACCGGGGCGAUUCUACCGAUGGGAAACGCCGCGGCCGUGGUGGCAACGGCAGUGACGACGAGGGGGGCGGCGCCGAUCAGGACGGCGGCCUCUACGACAGCGAUGUGGACGGCGACGACGGCGACGACGCGGCCGAAGCGGCCACGACGGCCAGCGUGCUGGGCCCGGCCAAGCUCAUCUCCACCACGGAAACGGUUCCUGCGCGGCUGCGCAUCGCCUACGUCGACUACUCGGGCCUGCACACGGCACGCAACCUCGAGAUUCUGCUGCCGCUCGUCGAGCCGCGCAAGCUGAUCCUGGUGGGCGGCAGCGAGGCCGAGACGGCUGCGGUCGCCGCGCACUACCGCAGCGUUGUCAGCACGAACCGCGGCGUCGCCGAGACGGACGUCGACGUGCUGCUGCCGCGCGUCGGCGGUCCGGCCGUCGAUGCCAGCGUGGACACGCACGCGUGGGUCGUCAAGCUGGCCGACGCACUGGUCAAGAAGCUCAAGUGGCAGAAUCUACGGGGCCUGGGCAUCGUGACAAUGACGGGCCAGCUGCGACCUGGGCUGGCGGCGCUGCCGCCUGCUGCCAAUGCACCGGCCGCAAGCGAGGAGAGCACGGCCGACGCGGACAACCAGGAAGCCGACGACGCGAGCAGCGCCGGCGCCAACAAGCGGCAAAAGACCGAUGCCAGCGGAAGUGCCCACGCGGUGGCAGCGCCCUCAUCUGCACCCUCGUCCGCCGCGCCGGGAGAUGCUCCCAACGCGCAGCUGCCGACGCUGGACGUGCUGCCGAGCAAUGUUGCUCUGGCGGCAGCACGCGCCGGCACACAGCCCUUGCAUGUGGGCGAGCUGCGGCUGGCAGAUCUGCGGCGCACGAUGCAGGCGUCCGGCCAUACAGCCGAGUUCCGUGGCGAGGGCACGCUCGUGAUUGACGGGUCCGUGGCUGUGAAGAAGACGACGACGGGCCGCGUCGAAGUCGAGAGCAUUGGCCUGCCGUCUGACGGCGGCCCGGCGACCAAGGUGGGCGGGACGUUCUACGCGGUGAAGCGGAUGAUCUACGACGGGCUGGCCGUAGUGGCGGGCGGGUAA
Messenger RNA from Sporothrix brasiliensis 5110, 3174 nucleotides. RefSeq names its product cleavage and polyadenylation specificity factor subunit 2. Gene Ontology annotation, molecular function: RNA binding. The transcript has a single exon. Gene Ontology annotation, cellular component: mRNA cleavage and polyadenylation specificity factor complex. The record is from RefSeq and is a predicted model, not a curated record. The coding region runs from base 1 to 3174 and encodes 1057 amino acids. Lineage: Eukaryota; Fungi; Ascomycota; Sordariomycetes; Ophiostomatales; Ophiostomataceae. Gene Ontology annotation, biological process: mRNA 3'-end processing by stem-loop binding and cleavage.